CUUUUCAGUUAAACCAGGAUAUCCCCGUAGGCAAGGACUAAUCUCUCGAGCCGGGUCGGACCCCAUUUAGGGGGGAAGCUCUCCCAACGCUGGCUGCUCCAUUCACAAGGCUCGAACUCGAGACCUUACUUAAGGGGAACAAGCUCCUUAUCACUUGAACCACCAAGCGUUGGUAUCAAAUAACUGCUUUCAUUCAAACAAUUAACCAAUCUUUUGAAACAUAAGCCACGUUUGUCCUUAGGGUCUUAGCACUUGAGCGUUCCAUCACCCAUUCUGACUACUAAACCACUCUUUGUAAAACCAAAUGAGUGGAAAAUAAGGUCCUUCCUCCGGGGAUCCUAGCAGACACAUUGAACAACUAGUCCAUGAUUCCGCCACACCAUACUUUUUCAUGACCAAAAUGUCGAAACAAGACGGUCGGAGAAUCUCAAACAAUGCAAGCGAGCACUGAUCCUUACCCCCAUAAUAUCUCGAUAGCACAUAUGGAGGUUCUCUCCUAGCUUGGUGGACCUCCACAUUGCGAAACGACUCAUCAACCAUAUCCAAUGCCACAAAGGAAUUAUGGAAACAAAAACCCCAUCCUCGGCUAUCUCACUGUCUUGGCUUUGAACCCGGCCAGUGAAAAUCACCUGUAGCGCAAAGAUUAAAGAACACAAUAAAUGGAACACAAUGGCGAGCUGACGGGGCACCAAUUCCCCCUUCCAGCCGAGAUCAUAGUUGAGAUUCUUUCAAGGCGAUCAGUGAAGUCCUUAUGCCGCUUCAGGUGCGUAUCAAAGCCUUGGCGUUCUCUAAUCUCCAACACCAAGUUCAUUGCACUGCACGCCAAGAAAACCCUCGAGGAUAAAGAGGUAUUCCUUCGGAGACGAAGAGUCAUAUUUAAAGUGGCACUACAUUACCUUUACUCUUUGGACCUAGACCAGUUCCUCAAUCAUAACUAUAACGAUGAUGAUGACAAUGCACUGGUUCUUAAGAAUCGCCAUGUUCAUGCAGAUAAUAAUCAUGAUGGUUUGAUACCAGCCACCGAGCUCGAUUUUGUUUCUGCAGAAGGACGGAGACCCAUAUACUUCAUCUACUCCUGCAAUAACUUGUUGUUGUGCGAUAUGAGGCGUGGGUUUUAUUUGGUUAACCCUGCAACCAGGGAGAUGAAGAAAGUACCAAAGACACCAUCAUGGAGACCUGUGAGGCCCUUUUGCUUGAGCUUAUGUGGAUUUGGAUUUGAUUCCUCCACCAAUGAGUACAAGGUGGUUAACGGGCAGGUCUAUUCUGAUAUCAAUGUAAUCGUAUUUAGUGUCUAUACACUGAAAACUGAUUCUUGGCGAAAGAUCGAGUGCUUCUCUCCCUACCAUGCUUAUUGGUUUCAGGGGAUUUUUCUGAAUGGAGCUAUUCAUUGGUCGGCAACGACAGUUGGAGAUCGAUCCUCUUCGGUGAUUGUAUCUUUUCUAUUAGCAGAGGAGGAGGUUCGCGAAAUUCGACUCCCACCCAUCGGUGAUACUUGUUUAGCAAACCUGGGAGUGUUUAGAGAUUGCCUAUGUAUAACGCUCGCUGGUAUUGAUCAAACAUUCAAUGAGUUUUGGGUCAUGAAAGAAUAUGGGGUGGUGAGCGAGUCUUGGACUAGAAUGAGGGUCUCCAUGCCAUAUCACCAAUUGUCACAUUUUGGUUUCUCUACAAAAUCUCAUGAUUUGAUGGUGUGUGGAAGUUCAUUUGUUAUGUACAACUUCAAAGAAGAAAGUUUUAGGAACCUUCCAAUUCGUGAUACCACCUUAGGAGGUAAUGGCGUUGGGGUUUAUGUUGAGGGACUUUUUCCACUAAUCGAUCGAGAGCAGGACGAGAGCCGUAGAGUAGAUAAUCAAGUAUUGAUUAAGCUCAAGCAUGCAUAA
Molecule: messenger RNA, 1877 nt
Organism: Rosa rugosa (rugosa rose)
Lineage: Eukaryota; Viridiplantae; Streptophyta; Magnoliopsida; Rosales; Rosaceae
Product: F-box/kelch-repeat protein At3g06240-like
Exons: 2
Coding region: 660-1877 (405 amino acids)
Molecular function (GO): protein binding
Source: RefSeq, a predicted model, not a curated record